Molecule: messenger RNA, 1816 nt
Organism: Physella acuta
Lineage: Eukaryota; Metazoa; Mollusca; Gastropoda; Physidae
Product: sodium/calcium exchanger 3
Biological process (GO): calcium ion import across plasma membrane; sodium ion transmembrane transport; cell communication
Cellular component (GO): postsynapse; axon; sarcolemma
Molecular function (GO): calcium:sodium antiporter activity
Source: RefSeq, a predicted model, not a curated record
ACAGCGAGAACUACGUCAACAGACCAGGUGAGGAUAAUGUCAAGCUUCAUGGAGUGAGUGACAGAGAAGAUGAAAUGGAGCGACUUGCAAGAGAACUUGGAAGAAGUGAAGGACUACCCCCAGAGGAAGCAGCUAAUAUCCUGUCCCGACAUAUUGCCCAAGAAACCCCACACAGCAGAGGCUGGUACCGCAUGAAUGCAAUCAGGAGCUUAACAGGAGGCAAAAAAUUGAUACCACAGGUUACAGAUGCAUUCCAGAGUUUGUAUGGUGACGUACAAGCUACAGAAGGAGACGCGGGAGAGAAAAAGUCCAAAAAGCCAAGCUUUGACCACAGUGAUGGUGGCAAGAACGCUGUCGUCCAGUUCACUGCUGCCUCCGUUGCUGUCAUGGAAAAUGAAGGCAAAGUUCGGCUUGGCAUCAAGCGAACUGGAUUGAUGUCAAUACCAGUUUCUGUGAGGGUGGAAACCAUCAAUGGAUCAGCUGUUUCUGGUGAAGAUUACAAAGCUUUUGAUGGGCUUGUGGAGUUUAAGAAGAAUGAAGCUCUGAGAGAAGUUUUUAUUGAGAUUGUUGACGACAACGAGUGGGAACCGGAUGAGUUUUUCUUUGUGAAACUGAGACUCGAGCCCAACAGCAACUGUGUGCUGGGUGGAGUCAGCAUCUGUGAAGUUACGAUCAUUAAUGACGAUGAACCAGGAGUUCUUGCUUUUGCUAAACCAAGUUUUGUAAUCAAGGAGACAGGAUUGAAAGCUCUGAUACCAAUUGUAAGGCUAGGUGGAGCUGAUGGUCAUGUAUCUGUCAAAUGGCAGACUAAAGACAUCACAGCAGUGGAAGGGAAAGAUUACUCUGGUAGAGAGGGAGAGAUUGAAUUUGAAAAUCAAGAAUCAACAAAGAACCUCAUUAUCCCUCUGUUUGAAAGCAAUAAAGUGGAAAGAGAUGAAAGUUUUCAAAUUGAAUUGACUGAAACCACUGGUGGUGCUACACUAGGAAAAAUUAGCAAAACAGUUGUGACAAUAGUGAAUGAUGAAGAAUUUAAUGGACUUGUGAGCCGCAUCCUAAACAUGACUCGAGCCAAUUUAGAUGCUCUGGAGCUGCACAAGACCACAUACAUGCAGCAGUUUAUUGAGGCAAUGAAUGUCAACGGAGGAAAUGUUGCAACAGCCACAUUUGUAGAUUACAUCUUACAUUUCUGUUCAUUUUUCUGGAAGAUUUUGUUUGCUUUCAUCCCUCCAGCCCAGUACUUUGGUGGGUGGCCAGCAUUUUGCAUCUCACUUGCAGUUAUAGGUUUUCUAACUGCUAUUAUUGGGGAUCUUGCUAGUAUCUUUGGUUGCCUGAUAGGACUUGAAGACAGCAUUACUGCUAUAACUCUGGUUGCUAUGGGAACAAGUAUGCCUGACACAUUUGCCAGCAAAACAGCUGCCAUCAUGGAAAAGACGGCAGAUAACUCUGUUGGGAAUGUUAAUGGAAGUAAUUCUGUGAAUGUUUUCUUAGGUCUUGGGUUGCCAUGGUUAAUUGCAUCUAUCUAUCAUGGAGUUAGGGGUGACACAUUCUAUGUUCAAGCAGGAUCACUUGGAUUUAGUGUCAUCAUCUACUCUAUUACUGCUGUUAUUGCAAUGUUAGUUUUGGUUGGAAGACGCAUGAGCCCUUCUAUUGGAGCAGAACUUGGCGGGCCUAAAGGACCAAAAAUAAUUUGUAGCGUUGCUUUUGUAGGAUUAUGGGUAAUUUAUAUUGCUCUUUCUGUUUUGCAAACAAAGGACAUAAUUCACGUCAAGAUUGGGGCGUAAUGUAGCUUGUUAAGCUUAGUUUUUAUCAAAUUUUA